Molecule: messenger RNA, 2277 nt
Organism: Aspergillus clavatus NRRL 1
Lineage: Eukaryota; Fungi; Ascomycota; Eurotiomycetes; Eurotiales; Aspergillaceae
Product: SPX domain protein
Exons: 1
Coding region: 1-2277 (758 amino acids)
Cellular component (GO): fungal-type vacuole membrane; vacuolar transporter chaperone complex
Source: RefSeq, a predicted model, not a curated record
AUGCGCUUCGGCAAGACCCUGAAAAAAUCAGUCUAUCCCCCGUGGAGCGGGAAAUAUAUCGACUAUCACAAAUUGAAAGUUCUUCUGAAAGAAGAUGAUGUCACAAAAGACGCCAGUGACUCGGAAGGGUCUCAAUGGACAGAACAAGACGAGGAAGCUUUUGUCCAGGAACUGAUCAAUGUUCAGCUUGAUAAGGUUAAUGCUUUCCAAGUUGAGACCUCCCAGCAGCUGAAAGAGCGAACUUCGGCCUGUGAGAGCAAGUUGCGACCUCUGGCACCCUCCCCGGAUCAAGAGACAUCCACCAUGGAUGAGAAUGAAAAGAGGGCCAUUGCUUCUGAGGUUCUUCAAGAACUAGACGGUAUCGCCAAAGAAAUCAGCGAACUCCAGAAAUACAGCCGUAUCAACUUCACCGGUUUCCUCAAAGCUGCGAAGAAGCAUGACCGCAAGCGUGGGGCGCGGUACCGUGUGCGGCCACUGCUGCAAGUACGUCUGUCACAGCUUCCAUUUAACAGUGAGGACUACUCGCCGCUCGUGCAUAGGUUGUCAGUUAUGUACUCCUUCGUCCGCCAAAUCCUGAGUCAGGAUGAUAUUGAACCUAAGGAUGCCGGUGAAACACGUUUUGGCCAGGACACAUACUCGUCGUUCAAGUUCUGGGUCCAUGAGGAUAAUAUUCUGGAAGUCAAGACCUUUAUCCUUCGGCAAUUGCCUGUGUUGAUCUACAAUCCCAAAUCAUCGAGAGACUUUGAGUCGCUUCCCGAGGAUCCCACAAUCACAUCGCUCUACUUUGACAACACUCGCUUUGACCUGUACAACCAAAAGGUCGCGAAGGCUCCCGAAGCCGGAUCGCUAAGGCUUCGGUGGACGGGAAAUCUCAAAGAUAAGCCCGCUGUCUUCCUGGAAAAGAAGAUCGUCACAGAUGACGAUCACAGCAGAGAAGUGAAGGUGCAGCUCAAGGAAAAACAUGUUCAGGAGUUCCUCGAAGGGAAGUAUACGUUGGAGAAACAGGUUCACCGAAUGGAAGACUCGAGUCAGGGCGAAUCACCAGAGGCAGAAGCGCUCAAAAAUGACGUGGAGGAGUUGCAGUCAUUCAUCAAGGAGAAGAAUCUGCAACCCAUGCUCCGGGCCAAUUACACCCGUACUGCAUUCCAGAUCCCUGGCGAUGAUCGCAUUCGGAUAUCUAUGGACACCAAUCUUGCACUGAUCAGGGAAGACGCGCUGGAUCAGGACCGUCCUAUCCGUGACCCUAACGAUUGGCAUCGUAAGGAUAUCGACGAGGAGGGAAUGCAAUACCCGUUUAGUAAUAUCCGAACUGGCGAGAUCAAUCGCUUUCCUCAUGCCUUGCUGGAGAUCAAAUUGAGAGGUAGCGCACAUAACGCGGAAUGGGUCAAAGAUCUCAUGGUAUCUCAUCUAGUCAAGGAAGCGCCCCGCUUUUCGAAAUUUGUCCACGGUGUCGCUCAGCUCUUUGAGGACUACGUCAACAGCUUUCCGUUCUGGCUGAGCGAGCUGGAGAAUGACAUCCGGCGAGAUCCCGAGACGGCGUUCCAUGAGGAGCAGGAGAGACUUGCAAAGCGCGCCGAGGACGACAUGGCUGUGGGAAGCUUUAUGGGCAACAGAGCGAGUCCGAGUGUUCGACCCAUGGUCGGAUCACCUAUGGCCCUGCUCGCGGAAGGGGGCUCCCCGACGCAAGUGAGACGGCCAUCUCAAGCUAUUCCGCGCCCGAGCCGGCCUUCUAUCCCCGACGGUCAAGGCCGCACGUUACCCGAGGGUGUCGCGCAGGAAGACACAGAACCGAUCACCUCGUCGCGGCUUGCCUCACUUUUCCCCUCGGUCGCUCUCUCACGGUCCAAGAGCACGCACCGGCAGUCAGUGGUGCUACCCCCUGGUGUCCAGAAGCCGGUCACAUGGAUCAAGGACUCCGGCCCCGUCCGUGUGGAAAGCAAGGUAUGGCUGGCCAAUCAGCGAACCUUUAUCAAGUGGCUUCACAUCAGCAUCCUGCUUUCUUCUCUGUCUCUCGGUUUGUACAAUGCGGCCGGUAAGCACAAUGAUAUCGCCCGUGCGCUGUCCAUUGUCUACACUUUCUUCGCCUUGUUCUCCGCCGCGUGGGGGUGGUACAUGUACGAGAAGCGGUCGAGGCUUAUCCGCCAGCGCAGUGGGCGGGAUCUGGACAACACAUUUGGACCUCUUGUCGUGUGCGUUGGCUUAGCUGUUGCUCUAGUCUUGAACUUUGCCUUCAAGGUAGGACGAAUAUCAUCCAUGGAAAGCGAUCACGGAAGCUAA